AUGGUUAAAGGCCGGAUAUUCGUCAUUGAGACGUGCGAGUCUCUACAGCGGCUUGAUGCGCAUGCAACUGUGCAAGCCGCCAAUUUAAAGGCCGUCUAUGUGGACUCAGAUCAGUAUCCCACUGUUUCGCAUACUUCUUUGAUUGUGCCGACCGGGUGGAAACAAGUGGCUGUCUACACAGAUCAGGACCUCGUCACUCGUAAGGUGUUUCAGGUCGAUCCAACGAGCACACUCUUCUCAUCAAAUCAUAGCUCCAGUGCCAGUGUAUUUGAAGAAAACGAGCUGUUCAUGUCCACCAUGAGUUCUCUUAGCGAAGGACAUUGGAUGUCAGACGUGAAUUCCUUGGUGCUUGACGCUCCCUCUAAUCCAGCGGCAUCUGCGUCUGGCAACAUCCCGGACCGAACCACUUUCCUUGACUCGGAGGUGAUCCCUAGUACCAUUGCCGCAACGAAUAACACUCUUUCUCCGACUCAUUACCAGCAGGGUGCAGUAUAUGUGUCGUGCAGUCCGCAAAUCUUCACAAAGGGUAUUACAUAUGACCACGAUUUUCUGCAAAAGCACUUUUGCAAUGCUUAUGUCACGAUCAGCGACGCCAAAAUUUUGGCUAAAAAUUAUCUCUGCUCCCGCCCUCAUGUUCCUAUUGGCCAAUUCAAGACGUACUGUACGCAGGCCAUCGUCGAGAUGUUGACUGUUGCUGCCAGCGUCGGUCAAGCAGUAGAGCUAGGGUUUCGCUGUAGUAAAACCGGUCACACCAAACAACUGAAUCUUCAGAUUGAUGCCGUCUCUCUUGUAUCCAAUGAACGGAAAGCAUUCAUGAAGUCUAUAAAAACUUUUGCGAUCUCCUUCGUCGACUACCCAGACAGAGAGCGUUUGGGCGGAUAUAAUAUCCAGAACAUCGAUGUGACAACAACUGAAUACAUCAAGAUGCUCACCGGCUUGACAAGUGCGAACAGUGUUGUCACUUCGAUCGCAUUUACAUGUGACAAUCAAGGGAGGCCAUACUGUCGGUGGAUUAUCAUUGUGUUACUCACACAUCGUCUGUUGCGACCCAUUCAAAACCGUAGUGAUUCGUUGCUUGAUCUGUUCCUGGAUGAUUACCAUACCUUUCUGGAACACCUUCUCUCUUUGGUGAUGGUGCUCAGAACCCGCUUCCCUGGUGAAGUUCCGAACAAUUUUGCCAAGGAGGCGUUCAUGGACGAGGAGGCUCGACAACUGGCCCUCUUCAGGUCAUUCCGUAACAGUGGGGUCCCACAAGCCAUUGAACUGAACACCUGGCUCACAACACCCAAUGGCUGGCGUCAUGACCUGUGA
Molecule: messenger RNA, 1311 nt
Organism: Suillus fuscotomentosus
Lineage: Eukaryota; Fungi; Basidiomycota; Agaricomycetes; Boletales; Suillaceae
Exons: 8
Coding region: 1-1311 (436 amino acids)
Source: RefSeq, a predicted model, not a curated record